This is a messenger RNA of Oppia nitens, 846 nucleotides long. RefSeq lists its product as uncharacterized. Bases 90 to 707 code for a protein of 205 amino acids. The record is from RefSeq and is a predicted model, not a curated record. The transcript has 4 exons. Lineage: Eukaryota; Metazoa; Arthropoda; Arachnida; Sarcoptiformes; Oppiidae.
UUUAUUUAGCUAACAGUUUAUAGUCAUUUAGUUAAAUCAAAUUAAAACUUAAAUUAAUUUUUAAUAAUUAAAUACUAAUUAAAGUAAUCAUGUUAAUCAUUAAAUCCAAUACAUCUAUUAUUAUGCUAUUGUUGUUGAAUAUAUAUUUUAUUCAACAAUCAAUUGGUGGACCAACACGUCUAACAAAUUUUCAGUUUAUACAGAUCUAUGGCGAUUGUAAAUCGUCUAACAGUGCCUACAAAGUGGAUAAUUUGGUCCAUUUUGUUGGCCAGUCGUUUCCGUACAGUUGCGAUAAAUAUAAAGUAGACGAACCGACUAUUACACGUCGAUAUCUGAUGCGAUACAAUGGUAAUCAAUGGGCACCGGUAGUGGUCGAGUACACCGAUUUGCAAAACAUACCGAAUAACGCUGAUAACAAGUUUCGUGAAUUACAAAAAGGUAAAGUAGUUGACGGCCUACAGGAACUGAUUGGCGCUCAGGUAGUCUACGAUUCGGCAUUUAAUUUGAAAUGGUUUGACACCCAGUGCCAGAAACCCGAUGGUGUUACCCAACUUAGAUUCAAAUCGGCAACCGUCCAAAUUAAUGUCAACAAAAAUUUUAGGAUUCAAUGUAAGGCUAAGUUAGACCAGAAAACCUGGUUAACCGAGUUUAUGGUCACCAAAAUCAAACCGGGUCUGGUCAGCGAAAAAUUACUCAAUAAACUAUAGGGUGGGUUUAUUUUGGUGGUGGGGGAGCGCACCUGUAGUUUAUUUAAGUUAAUAAACAAUUAGAUAGUAGUUUAUAGAGUUUAUACAAUUAGAUAGUAGGUUAUAGAUUGAAGAUUUUUAGUAGUUAUUAUUAUAAUUA